Camelina sativa (false flax) is the source of this 1548-nucleotide messenger RNA. RefSeq names its product thaumatin-like protein 1b. The record is from RefSeq and is a predicted model, not a curated record. NCBI's taxonomy places the organism in Eukaryota, Viridiplantae, Streptophyta, Magnoliopsida, Brassicales, Brassicaceae.
GUAUGGAUGCAUUAAAUGGCAUUUUAGUUCAUGGGCAUUGUUUGGAAUUUAAUAUCCGUGCUGCAGGCAGUCUCCAUCAGGAGGAGGACUAGUCAAUUCUUUAUUUUUCAAUCUUUUCUUUUUGUAUAUAUAGAGAGGGAUGCAAUCUUUUCAUCUCCUUCUCUAGAGUCUAGGCAGUCAAGAAACACGCCAUCGUUUCGUGAAGAUAACACACCCGUAUUUUUACUGUAGCUGUGGAGACGAUUCGGAUUGGAUAAGUAAAACUAAAAAAGCAGAUAUGGGAAGAUUUUUAGAUCUGUGGUUUGUUUGUUGUUACCUUGGAAAUCGGAGUGCUCUCAGUCUCUCUCUCUCUCUCAAAGAAAAAUAAAAAAACAUAAGCAUGUUUUGAGGUCCACAUACAAAACCCCACGUGCGCACCUCUUAAUGGAGGAUGUACCAGAAAACCGGUUUAAUUUUGGGAUUCACUAACCCAGCAAGUUAUCGCGGUUCGAUUUUGAUUUGGUUCUCUUUUUUUUUUUUUUUGGUUUUCAAGUCUCUCUCUCACUCUCUUCGAUUGAUUUCUCUCCACUGCCGCUCUUUUUAAUUUUCUCAAAGUAAAGUUGCUCUCGCUUUACUCAUUCAACCAUACUUCUACUUUAGAGAGAGAGAGAGAGAGAGAGAGAGUACACAUUUUAGAGAUGAUGAUGAAUGAAAUCCUCUUGUUGAUCAUUCUGGGUUCUCUUAUAUCUCUUUCAGAAGUUGAGUCGAUUUCUUUCAAGAUCAUAAACCGUUGCCGGAACACGAUUUGGCCCGGUUUGCUCUCCGGCGUUAACUCUGCCCCGCUCCCCACUACCGGCUUUCGUCUCUCCCGAGGAAAAUCCAAAACCGUCGCUAUACCAUCUUCAUGGUCCGGUCGUCUCUGGGCACGAACCUUGUGUUCCCAAGAUCGUACCUCUGGUUCUUUCCUCUGCUUAACCGGCGACUGCGGCUCAGGAAAGGUUGAAUGUUCAGGCUCCGGUGCUAAACCACCCGCGACGCUCGCCGAGUUUACUCUCAACGGUACCGGAGGACUAGACUUCUACGACGUCAGCCUCGUCGACGGCUACAACCUCCCCAUGCUUAUCUUGCCCAAGAAAAUCGUGGUGGGAGGCUGCGGAGCCACCGGGUGUCUCGUCGACUUGAACGGCGCGUGUCCCAGAGACCUAAAGCUGGUGGCGCGUGGUAAAAGAAACGGUGUGGCUUGCCGUAGCGCGUGCGAGGCAUUCGGCGAUCCAAGGUAUUGCUGCAGCGACGCGUAUGCUACCCCGGACACCUGUCAGCCUUCGGUUUACUCGCUCUUCUUUAAGCACGCGUGCCCGCGAGCCUACAGCUACGCCUACGACGAUAAGACCAGCACUUACACUUGCGCCACCGGAGCCGAUUACUUCAUCAUCUUCUGUCCUCCGCCGUAUACAAGUGAGAAGCUAUUAGGUUCGAGGAAAGAUGGGGCAACUCUGCCGCUAGUAAACAAGAGCAUGAUACAUUUGCCGCAUCCUCGCAGCAGCUGAGCCGCCUCUGUAUUUGUAUAAG